AUAGCGGUAAUUGAAUGCAGACACGAAUGCGCCGGUCGUAAGGGAAAGGACAGCGUAUACUGCGCUUGCAAUGCUACCUAUUGCGAUGACCUAGAUCCUAUUACCAAACAACCCGUUGGCACUAUACUGUCUUACCAGACCAGUCAAAGCGGGGACCGAUUCAAAGAAUCCCAGUUAAAGUUUACCAAACAAAGUGACCAUGAUAAUGAGGAUCGUAUCACACUGACCCUGGACAAAAGCAAAAAGUUCCAGAAAAUUUUUGGUAUAGGUGCAGCGUUUACCGAUGCAGCCGCUAUUAAUAUUGGCAGUUUGAACAAGGACAUGUCCGAUAGGGUUAUCAAGGACUAUUUCUCAGCAUCUGGUAUUGGGUUCAGUAUGGCUCGUAUACCUAUAGCCGGUACCGAUUACUCAACACAUUUAUAUACCUACGAUGAUACAAAGGAUGACUAUUCACUUGAACAUUUUACCAUGCCCGAUGAGGAUAUUAAAUACAAGAUUCCGCAAAUUAAACUAGCUAAAGAGGUGGCUCAACAUGGCCUCAAACUCAUGGGGAGUCCCUGGAAUACACCGAAAUGGCUCAAUGACAAAGAGUUAUUAAAAACUCACCCUGAUAAACAAUAUGAAACAUGGGCUAAUUAUUUUAUCAAAUUCCUUGACGGAUACAAAAAGCAUGGCAUUGAGUUAUGGGGACUGACCAUGCAAAAUGAGCCAAUGUCAUUUAGUUCAAUGCAGUUCUUAAACGCAUCUAUUGAACGCGACUUUGUGAAAAAGCACCUUGGUCCCGCAUUGACUAAGGCUGGCUAUACAAAGGAUAAAAUGAACUUGAUGGUCUACGAUGAUGGCAGUGCUCAAAAUCCAAUGAUCGAAUACGUGGACACGUGUCUCAGUGACCAUGAUGCUGCUAAAUAUUUUACAGGCAUUGCAUUUCAUUGUUAUCUGCCCAAUAGGUAUGCCAGUGUUGAUGCAUUGCACGAAAAGUACCCUGAUGCAUUUACAAUGAUGACUGAAUGUAAUCAAAACUCUCGCCACAAUACCGACCCCUUCACACCGGCCACUCUGGGCGACUGGGGACAGGCUACUGAUUAUGCCAAUCAGAUUGUCGAUACUUUUCAUCACUGGGUAAGUGGUUGGAUUGCAUGGAAUUUGGCCCUGGACACAUUUGGUCACCCUAACAAGGAUUUGAAAAUGUCUGACCCACCCCUGGUCAUUGAUGCUAAAAACGAGGAAUAUUUCAAGAAUCCCAAUUUCUAUGCCAUCGGGCACUUUAGCAAGUUUGUAGCACCCGACUCAGUUAGGGUUGAGCUGACAGCCAGUAAAACUCCGGGAAGUUUCAGGUUUAUUGCUUUUGAAAGUCCUGAUAAUUCAAUGGUUAUUGCCUUGGUCAAUAGUGGUGCCGUCCCUCAUGAUGUAACCAUCAAUGAUCCAACUCAUGGCAAAGUUGACGUGCAUGUUCCCGGACAGUCUAUUCAGUCGUAUAUUUAUUGGAAU
Molecule: messenger RNA, 1488 nt
Organism: Oppiella nova
Lineage: Eukaryota; Metazoa; Arthropoda; Arachnida; Sarcoptiformes; Oppiidae
Source: the annotation of a GenBank genome assembly